AUGGAUAAGAUAGAGAAGAAUAGACGGAGGGCGAAGAUACUUCGCGAACGCCGCGCCGCUCUCCUUCUAGCCUCAGCGCAAGCCCCACCGUCUGACCUCGCCAUUCAAACUGCUAGGGCAGCCCUCAAUUUACCUGCUCUUCCCGCCGGCAAUGCUGCAACCACCGCCACCCCUUCUGCUCAGAGCGCCCAAUCGUCUGCUCUUUCCGCCGGCAAUGCUGCAACAACCGCCACCCCUUCUGCUCAGAGCGCCCAACCCUCUGCUCUCUCCGCCGGCGAUACUGUAACAACCGCCACGCCUUCUGCUCAGAGCGCCCAACCCCCUGCUCUCUCCGCCGACAAUACUGUAACAACCGCCACGCCUUCUGCUCAGAGCGCCCAACCCUCUGCUCUCUCCGUCGGCAACCCUGCACCAACCGCCACGCCUUCUACUCAGAGCGCUCGGCCCUUUGCGUUUACCGCCAUCGCUGCUGUAUCCACAGCUGCCAUUUCUGCCCAGAGUGCUCAACUAUCUGCUUCUACGUUGGAUUCAUUACCUCCCAGCGACGUCGUCACUAUCCCUCGUGCCUUGUUUGAAGCUCGCGCGGCUGAGCUAGCUCGCCUCGGUAUUUACGAGGGCAUGACAAAGUGA
Molecule: messenger RNA, 630 nt
Organism: Aureobasidium pullulans EXF-150
Lineage: Eukaryota; Fungi; Ascomycota; Dothideomycetes; Dothideales; Saccotheciaceae
Exons: 2
Coding region: 1-630 (209 amino acids)
Source: RefSeq, a predicted model, not a curated record